CAGACGUGCGCACUAAGGUAGCUCGCAUAUGUUACGUUGGAGAUACAUUCCCUAGCAAACCAAUGUGCGUGUUCGUCUUUGCUUGAAUAAACCUGCAACAUCACUGUGCCGUGCGGCCGCAUAUAUUGGGAAGAAUUAGGCCAGAAAUUGAAUCCUGUUGGCUGCCCAACCUGCCGUACGGCCAUUCUUGCAUGGCAUCGCAGUUGAAGCUGCCCGACGGUCGCAUACUCGACUACUAUGUCGCGGCACAGGCUACAGACAGCUACAAGCCGCCAGUGAUAUGGGUACAUGGCACGCCAGGGGCUUAUCCCGUUUUCCCAGACAUCCUGUCGGCUUGUGAGCGGAAAGGACUCGGGUUGGUGACCUUCUCCAGAUCUGGGUAUGGAGGCUCGUCCAGACGUAAAGGCCGUCGCAUCGUGGACGAGGUCGAUGAUGUUCAGUCAUUGAUGGAGCACCUUGGCCAUCAGAUGGCUUUGGUUUGCGGGUGGAGCGGUGGCGGCCCGGUAACAUUGGCUUGUGCGGCACGGCUUCAAGGAUGCGUUGCCGCCCUUGUUAUCGCGAGUGUUGGGCCUUACGGCGUGGACGGUCUUGAUUUCCUUGCCGGUAUGGGCCAGGACAACAUUGAUGAGUUCAAUGCCACUACAAAAGGUGAGGAAGCCUUGAAAGAGUUCUGCACCCGUGAGCGGGAAGGCAUGCUCCAGGUAGAUGGCGCAGGACUCACAGAGUUUCUUUCGAGCAUCCUGCCUCCGGUCGACAAGCGAGCAAUGCUUGAGCACGACACGCUCGGCAACUAUACCGCCGAUGCCAUCAAAGAGGGACUCAAGCACGGCUGUGACGGAUGGAUGGACGACGAUCUCUCAAGCGUGCAGCCUUGGGGUUUCGACUUUGGCGAGAUCCACUGCCCGAUAUCUCUCUAUCACGGAUCCGAAGACAAGAUGGUCCCAUACAGCCAUGGGAAGUGGCUGGCAGAGCACAUUCCCAAGCAACACUUAACGGCCCAUCUCGUCGAAGGCGAAGGGCACCUUUCCAUUGUGCUGGGGCGCCUGGACGAUAUGUUGGAUGAACUACUUGGUGCUGCAUCACUCAAAUAG
Messenger RNA from Baudoinia panamericana UAMH 10762, 1091 nucleotides. RefSeq lists its product as uncharacterized. The transcript is spliced from 5 exons. The record is from RefSeq and is a predicted model, not a curated record. The coding region runs from base 192 to 1091 and encodes 299 amino acids. NCBI's taxonomy places the organism in Eukaryota, Fungi, Ascomycota, Dothideomycetes, Mycosphaerellales, Teratosphaeriaceae.